Messenger RNA from Panicum virgatum (switchgrass), 1496 nucleotides. Its product is annotated as PR5-like receptor kinase. Gene Ontology annotation, molecular function: ATP binding; protein kinase activity. The transcript is spliced from 2 exons. The record is from RefSeq and is a predicted model, not a curated record. The coding region runs from base 1 to 903 and encodes 300 amino acids. Lineage: Eukaryota; Viridiplantae; Streptophyta; Magnoliopsida; Poales; Poaceae. Gene Ontology annotation, biological process: protein phosphorylation.
AUGUCCAUAGCUGCAAGCUUAAUCCUACCAUGCCCUAAUACUGUCUCAUGGAUAUAUACAUAUUCCCUUAAUUAUAAGAGAAAUACAUAUUCCCUUUCGAUCUCCAAGAAGGUCAAGUACUCAGAAAUAACAAAGAUUACAUAUUCCCUUAAUAAUAAGCUUGGGGAAGGUGGUUAUGGUGCUGUUUUCAAAGGAAAGCUACAUGAUGAUCAUCUUGUUGCUGUGAAAUUCUUACAUGGCUCCAAAGGAAACGGGGAGGAGUUUGUGAAUGAGGUUAUGAGCAUUGGCAGGACCUCUCAUGUUAAUAUUGUUAGCUUAUUUGGAUUCUGUUUGGAGGGCUCUAAACGAGCCUUAAUCUAUGAGUACAUGCCCAAUAGUUCUUUGGACAAGUACAUAUACUCGGAGAAUCCUAAAGGAAUUUUAGGAUGGGAUAAACUCUAUAAAAUAGCGAUAGGGAUUGCACGAGGGUUAGAAUACUUGCACCAUAGUUGUAAUACACGCAUCGUCCAUUUCGACAUCAAGCCUCAAAAUAUCCUUAUAGAUCAGGACUAUUGCCCGAAAAUUGCUGAUUUCGGUUUGGGCAAAUUAUGUCAAACCAAAGAGAGCAAGCUUUCAAUGGCAGGUGCUAGAGGAACAGUUGGGUUCAUAGCUCCAAAAGUGCACUCUCGAACUUUCAGAGUUGUUUCAACAAAAUCGGAUGUUUAUGGUUACGGAAUGAUGCUGCUAGAGAUGGUUGGAGGCAGGAAAAAUGCAAAAUCAGUGGCUCCAAAGUCAAGUGAAAAGUAUUUUCCACACUGGAUUUAUGACCACUUUGGUCAGGAUGAUGGAUUACUGGCUUGUGAAGUCACACAUGAAGAUGAGGGAAUCGCUAAAAAAAUACUACCUAUGCUUUCAAUGAAGUAGAUGUUGACACUUCUUAGCGUCAGUACUAGGAAUCAUAAUUCCCAGCAAUGGCGCCAGAAGCGGUUAACCGUAUGCCAGUAUAUUUACAGAAUGAAUCCACAAGCGGAUGGAUAUACCGUUGUAGCAUUUUACCCGAAAGUAUUCCAUAGGUAUCGUAUUUGUUUAUCCCAAGGGAAGAUUUGGUAAGAAAAUACUUUGCUCUUAUUUACAUUGCACUAAUGUAGAUCAAAGUUCAUGCAGGGGUAAGUGAUAAAGCAUAGGGUAGGUCGAUACAAGGAAGAAUACUCUCACACAAAAAAAGAAUCUCUAGGCUAAGCAGUCAGGGGAAAGAAAAGACUAAUUUAUGUACUUCUAUUAUAAUUCAGUUUUAGUAUUCACUUGCUAUAGUAUAUAUUAAUAUGGUUAUAACCCCCUAACACGGUCCCCCUGGUAUAUCGGGACACCACUCCGGACUGCCGAGUUCCUUACAACAGCCCGUCAUGGCUACACAACCGGCUAUAGGAUGCGGAGGAGCACCCACACUAGGAAAUCGUCCUAGAACUAAACGCGAACAUGAGGGCGCACCCGUCCCGAGCUGUCCCAUCGGCGGCCAG